This is a messenger RNA of Mugil cephalus (flathead mullet), 1682 nucleotides long. Its product is annotated as sialoadhesin-like. The record is from RefSeq and is a predicted model, not a curated record. NCBI's taxonomy places the organism in Eukaryota, Metazoa, Chordata, Actinopteri, Mugiliformes, Mugilidae. The transcript has 5 exons. Gene Ontology annotation, molecular function: transmembrane signaling receptor activity. Gene Ontology annotation, biological process: cell surface receptor signaling pathway. Bases 20 to 733 code for a protein of 237 amino acids.
CGAAGAACAACGAGGCAGGAUGGAAGUCAUAUCACUGUGCCUGAUGAUUUCAGCCAAGCUGAUUGUCCAUCCCAACAAAUCUCAGUUCUUUUGGUAUGAAACCAUCAGUCUGAGCUGUCAAGUGGAGGGUAACUCCGGGAACUGGACGGUGAAGAGAAACACCUCUUCUCAGAAUCAGCAGUCAUGCAUCCAUGACUGGGGAGUUGGAAAUGAGUCCUCCUGCACUAUUGGAGAAGCCUAUCCUCAAGACACUGGUGUUUACUGGUGCGAAUCUGAGCGAGGAGAGUGCAGCAACACUCUCAACAUCACUGUUGCUGAAAGUGUUUUGAUUCUGGAGAGUUCUGCAGCUCCCGUGACAGAAGGUGAUAAAGUGACAUUGCUCUGCUGCUACAAAGAAGAAGGAAAUGUCAGUGGAACAUCUCAUUUCUCAGCCAACUUCUACAAAGACGGUGUUUUCAUUGGAACUGAGCCUACAGGAAACAUGAUCUUUUCAGCAGUAUCUACAUCUGAUGAAGGUUUCUACAAGUGUGAGCACCCCACAAAAGGAGAGUCACCACAGAGCUGGAUGACUGUCCAUAAACGAAAAGUCACAGAUGAGCCUUUGAUGUCUGUGGCCAGACUGCUUUGUAUCAGCCUGCUAACCAUCGUCUACAUUACGCUGCUAAUCGUGUGUGUGAAUGUGCACAGAAAGUUGGCUAAAGCUCAAUCUUCGGAUCAUUUGCCACGGAAGUGAUUGGUCCUGGUUUCUGAUGACCAGGCCACAGUUGUCCAAAAAGGUUCCAAAGCCCACACAAAGUCUGUGUCAGCCUCCAGACCACCUUGAUAAAAUGAAUCAGGAGGUGUUGACCAUUAGCCUAACCUCAUAAAGUUAAUAAUAAUAAGAGAGCAGAACAAGCAAACAUGACAUGGCUGAUGAAGAUUGGAGGAAAUUAGCGAAGUAAAAAUAUUUGUUGGUUGUAGCUGUCUUUCAUAUAAUCACAGAAACCUUUUAAUCUUGUGUUGUCUUUUGAUUUUUUUUUUCAACGGGUUAUUUUGAUUACGUUUUACUUAGUUUGUCAGGAUGUCAAAUAAUUGUGUAUAAAAUCUCCUCCAUGUUGUCUUAUUUUUUUGCUGGUAUAUUUAUUGCAGUGCUGAUGUUUCAGCCCUGUUACCACUGGAAUCGAAUGCCACUUUUAGAGCAUCAGGUUCCUGUCUUUAGCAUGGCAAAUCCCAGCAUGCGAUGAGCAAGAGAUGAUGCACAAACUGGAUGGGAAGUAGUCACAGGGUGACACUGUGUUUCCACUGUAGGAGGAAACUAAUGUAAAUAUGUCUCAACCUAAAGUCUACCUGUAAAAGUAUGUCGUUUGUUUUACUUUGUUGUUCAUGUUUUCUGUAUGCUAUGCUGCUCUUCGCCACCAGAGGUCAGGAGAUAGCUGAAACUUGAACAUGUCUUCCUUCUGAGGUAACCUGUGGCUACUGCAUAUGACAAUAUUAGUUUUCGAGGAAGACAAACAAAACAAAAGAAAAACAUGCUGAAUAUUAAACUAUGAGCAGUGCACAUGUUGUCAGUGGUGUUCUUCCACACAAAAUGCUGUAUAUUAUUUGUAUGAUUCCUUUAUCUGAAGUCUUAUAUUGUGUGAUAUCCUGUCAUGCAGUAGUGGCAGGGGUGCAGACUGCAUCUCAUUAAACACAGAAAUAAUAAU